UAUUAUCCGCUGCAUGGUCCUACGUAAUGACGUCUUCGCAACCGGAAGAGACUUCAAGGUAUCUUUGAUUCUCUAGGAGGGGUGAGGAGAGUCCGACGAAAUGGAAGGGGAGAAGGAGGUCAGCGGGAUUCGAUUCCUGGUCAGGAAGAAUCUUGAGUCGGCGAAUGAACGAGGAGUUUUCCUCCUCGCAGUCAGGAAUGGAAAAGGCUUAGUCGUGCAGGUUCGCCAGCCGAGCAACAUCAACAUGGAGACCAAACCCAUCGCCAACGGCGUCGCUCCGUCGGAGGACGUCAUUGACCACGGCAGCUCGAAUUCUCACCCUGACCGUCCCGACGUCGCCGAAGUCGGCAUCGACAACCCGACGAUCGAACUCGGUGACGAGGAACCCAUCUCGGUGCACAUCAUCCGCCCCGAAGUAGCCGGCACCGCCCCGGCCGUCAACCACGGCAUCAUGCCCAAUAACAACGUCAUGAAAGAUGGCUACGCCGUCGACCCCUCCGCCUAUGAACUCCUCAAUGACGCGAAAGUGGUGGAGAUGGAAAUGGACGAUCGAACAAUGGUAUCUGACAGAGAUGAAUACGAAAAGAACAAUGAUGACGAUUCGGAAGAGGAGGAGGAGAGAGAGACAUGGGGAACGAAAGUCGAUUUUCUCCUAUCCGUCAUUGGUUUUUCAGUCGACUUGGCGAACGUGUGGAGGUUUCCAUAUCUAGUGUACAGGAACGGGGGAGGUGCGUUCCUCAUACCUUACGUGUUGUUUCUACUGAUCGGAGGGAUACCCAUGCUGUACAUGGAGUUAGCACUCGGUCAGUACAACAGAGGGGGUGCCAUCAGUGUAUGGAAGAUAUGCCCCAUUUUUCAAGGUGUAGGUUGGGCAGUGCUGGUGAUCGCCUGGUACGUCGGCUUCUCCUACAACGUCGUGAUCUCCUGGUCGUUCUACUACCUCUUCGCGAGCUUCACCGGCGAGUUGCCAUGGAGGUACUGCGACAAGGAGUGGAACACGCCCCUCUGUUUCGACGACACCAUGAACGCUUCGUACGUCGAGAUCGACGGCGUGUCCGUCUGGCUGAACUACUCCACCGGCAACGCACCGGCCAAGGAAUACUUUGAUCUCGAGAUGCUGAGAAGGGAUCGGAGUACUGGGCUCUUUGAUCUAGCGGGGAUGUCAUGGCAACUGCCUCUCUGUCUCAUCCUGGUCUUCAUCAUCCUUUACUUCUCCAUCUGGAAAGGCGUCAAGACCUCAGGAAAGGUGGUAUGGGUGACCGCUACCCUCCCAUACUUUGUUCUCACUAUUCUGCUCAUCCGUGGAGUCACCCUCCCCGGGGCUGGAAAAGGCAUCAGGUAUUACCUCUACCCCAAUUUCGCACUUCUCGCCCAGCCCACGGUCUGGAUAGAUGCAGCCGUGCAGAUCUUCUAUUCAAUUGGAGCUGGGUUUGGAGUGCACAUUGCUUUUGCUAGCUACAACAAAUUCAAUAGUAAUGUUUAUAGAGAUGCUAUUUUUACGGCAUCUAUUAACUGUUUCACGAGUUUCUUCUCGGGAUUCGCAGUCUUUUCGAUUCUUGGGUAUCUGUCUCACAAAACUGGUAAAGAAAUAUCAGAAGUUGCGACUGACGGUCCCGGGUUGGUAUUUACAGUUUACCCAGAAGCAAUUGCGACGAUACCCGGAGCGCCAUUUUGGUCGAUUAUCUUUUACAUCAUGCUCAUUACACUGGGGCUGGAUAGUUCGUUUGGCGGUACGGAGGCCAUCGUCACUGGGUUGGUCGACCAGUUCCCCAAAUUCUUUAAAAAAAGGCGAGAGUACCUGGUCCUCGCCAUCGUUGUCUCUUUCUUUUUCUUCACCCUCAUCAACGUCACAUACGGGGGCAUAUACGUCUUCCAUCUGGAGAACGAGUACGCUGCGUCGACGUCGCUUCUCUUCGUGGUCGCCAUAGAAGUUUUUGCGGUAGCCUGGUUUUAUGGGGUCAAUCGGUUUGCAAGGGAUAUACAAGAAAUGAUCGGUUUUCUUCCUAGUAUUGUCUGGAGGAUCUGUUGGAAAUUCGUCUCAACUACCUUUGUCUUUGUGAUGUUCAUAGUGAGUAUGGUUUUAUCAACGCCGCUGGUCUAUGAUGAAUAUACCUAUCCUCAAUGGGGUAACGUGUUAGCAUGGUUAUUUGCUGCAUCCUCUAUGAUCAUAGUACCCAUUGGUGUUGUCUACCAGCUGAUAGUGGCCCCUGGAUCGGGUCUAAAAGAGAAAUUCGCCUACGCUAUCACACCACGCGCAGAGCACGAUAUGAUAAGGGAAAAGGGAGAAGUCACAAGAUUCAAGGCAAAACAUUGGCUGUCUAUUUAGGACGGUUGGACUCAGUCAAGAGGAACUAGAAUCAUUUCGCCAUCGGAUCCAUUCGGCCCAUACAUUUGUGAGCGAGUCGCCCGUAUCCUGAGCAACUCGGCCCUAAACUCUGGCAAAUGACGCAGAUUGUGCAUGCAUGCCACACUGCAACAUAAUUAUAACUGUUGGGGGGGGGGGGGUUGCUCUAAAUAUCUUAUACAGAGGAAACAAACAUUCUUUGUUGGAUAGAUGAUCGUUAAAAUGCAAUUCCUUGGACCUCUGUGGUCGGGAUUCUGAUAUGCAUGUAUAGAUUUUUUUUUUUAAACGCUCUGAGAAUAUAGAUAUACUAUAUACGAGAAAAGUUUUUUUUCCGGGAAAAGAUUUUGAGACUCAAUUCAACCUCGUCUAUCUACACAAACACCAUCAAAAUCAUCGAAUUAUUCACAUUUAUGUUAUUAAUUUGUUUUCUUUUUUCUAUCGAAUAUGACAAUAAAACAAGAUUACAGUUAACCAUUUCAUCAUUUUCCAUCUGGGUUUCGACCCCAGAUAGAAGCGUAAAGGCUCGUGAAAAACAAUUUGAAAAGGUUGUAAAUGUAUGUCCACAAUUGUUCAGGUAUGACGCAACACAUCUAUGGCGGCUUAUUAAUGAUGACGUAAAAUGUUAUAUCUUAUAUCAGCUCAGUGAAUACGCACAAGUCCUUUGUCCAAGUAACAAACAACAAAAAACCGUGGCGGCUUAUUUGCGGCGAUCUACCGCGUCAUAUCGUCAUAUCGUCAUAUCAUGUCUUUACACUGAUAACUACAGGGUAGUUUUAUGGUACUCAGUGGCAACACUUAUUGACAUUAUUAGCUUGAAACCUUCAGCUAUGAGAUUCAAAACUUCUUCAGAACGGAGCUUGCUUCUGUAAAAAAAUAUUAUUCAAAAUUUGGGGGAGAUGAUACAGUUUUCCUCAAAACUGUUUGGAAUAUUAUACCCACAAAACAAAAAUCAACAUAAAAUACGGUAGUUGCUAUUUUUGAAAAAUAAACCUAAUUCAAUUUCCCAGUCUCAUAUCCGAAAAAUACUGUAAAAAUCCUUUUUUUAUUAUUUUUUUUUAUUAUUCAGUUAUAUUUGCGCGCAGAAAGAGACUUUAUAAACAACAAUUUCCGUGACGUGCAAAUAUUUGUUAAAGUUAUACUAGAAAGAAGGAAAAAAGGAUAUAGAUAUUCAUGGCGGUGUUAGAAAUGUAAAAUCUUUUAACAUGCAUUUUUUGUUUCUGUGUACAACUUCUAAAAGGAUUAUAUAUAUAAAUGAGCGCUUUAGAUAUUUAGAUUAGUCUCUGAAAACAAAUUUUACCAGCCACUAAGGUAAAUUAUGUCAGGCUUUCCUAUCAUAAUUUGUUUAGUUUUGACAUUCGGCUGGCAAAACGUAUUGUAUCGAUAACUACAUGUAUUUCAAGAUAGUAGGGUACAGUGUAUUAUCAAAAGU
This is a messenger RNA of Strongylocentrotus purpuratus (purple sea urchin), 3773 nucleotides long. Its product is annotated as sodium-dependent noradrenaline transporter-like. Lineage: Eukaryota; Metazoa; Echinodermata; Echinoidea; Camarodonta; Strongylocentrotidae. Gene Ontology annotation, biological process: dopamine uptake involved in synaptic transmission; sodium ion transmembrane transport. Gene Ontology annotation, cellular component: neuronal cell body membrane; neuron projection; presynaptic membrane. The coding region runs from base 101 to 2326 and encodes 741 amino acids. Gene Ontology annotation, molecular function: dopamine:sodium symporter activity; norepinephrine:sodium symporter activity. The transcript has 14 exons. The record is from RefSeq and is a predicted model, not a curated record.